CUUUUGGACUGCAAACCUGGCAACACGCUUUACGACAGUUCACUGCGAUUUCCGGUAUAAACACAUGGAACGUCACAUCGUAGAAAACAUGAGAGGUCAGAAGUUAAGGUCCUAGUCUUCAGCGGAGACGGAACAGAAUACAGAGACAUGACCGGUUCCAUGGUGGCGGUGGGACUGGCUCUGGCAGCAGCCGGAUUUGCAGGUCGCUAUGCUUUGCAGGCCAUGAAGCAGAUGGAGCCUCAGGUGAAACAGGCCAUUCAGAGCUUCCCCAAAACGGCAUUUGGAGGAGGCUACUACCGAGGUGGAUUUGAACCAAAGAUGACCAAGAGAGAAGCUGCCCUUGUUUUAGGUGUCAGCCCCACAGCUAACAGGAAUAAAAUCAGAGAAGCCCACAGAAAACUGAUGAUCCUGAACCAUCCAGAUAGAGGUGGAUCUCCAUACAUAGCGGCUAAGAUAAAUGAAGCAAAGGACCUGAUGGACAGCCAGGUCAAGAAAUAGAGCUGGACAUUCUAAUAAAAGCACUGCUGUAUUGACCUGGGUAAUUAACAGGUUUUUCUUACUGUUCUCAAAAAUAAACAAUUGUACGAACUAUCAA
Betta splendens (Siamese fighting fish) is the source of this 595-nucleotide messenger RNA. It is a transcript of the gene dnajc19, whose product is annotated as DnaJ (Hsp40) homolog, subfamily C, member 19. Gene Ontology annotation, cellular component: PAM complex, Tim23 associated import motor. The record is from RefSeq and is a predicted model, not a curated record. Gene Ontology annotation, biological process: protein import into mitochondrial matrix. Gene Ontology annotation, molecular function: ATPase activator activity. Lineage: Eukaryota; Metazoa; Chordata; Actinopteri; Anabantiformes; Osphronemidae. The transcript is spliced from 6 exons. Bases 148 to 498 code for a protein of 116 amino acids.